AGCUACCAAACAAACAUCUCGAACACAAUGGCAUCCAACCCACCAGGCAAAUGUUGCUCCAUUGGCGUUAAGCACGAAGGCGAGGCCAAGGGCGAGCUGAAGGACAUUGGCAACAUCAACACUUAUUUCAGCUACCCUGAGUCCAGGGACACAUCCCACGGCAUCCUCCUCCUACCGGAUGUGCUCGGGCAGAAGUUUAUCAACGUCCAACUCAUCGCAGACCAGUUCGCCGCUAAUGGCUACUUCACGGUCGUCCCUGACCUGUUUGAGGGCGAUCCAGUCUCGCUCAACCCACCUGAGGGCUUCGACAUCAUGAAGUGGCUCACGACCUCUGGGCCUUCCGGUGGACAUACGUACAAGCAGGUUGAUCCCAUCGUCGAGGCUGUCAUCAAGGAGAUGAAGACCAACUUAGGCGUGAAGAAGCUGGGAUCUGUAGGUUAUUGUUUCGGUGCCAAAUACGUUGCUCGCUUCAUGACUGGCGGCAAGGGCAUUGAUGUCGGAUUCAUGGCACAUCCGUCGUUUGUCGAGGAGGAUGAAAUCAAGGCGCUAACCGGACCUCUGUCCAUCGCCGCUGCGGAAACCGACCAGAUCUUCCCGGCCGAGAAGCGAAGAGCCACUGAGGAUAUUCUUAAGGGUAUGAAGAUCCCAUACCAGAUUUCUCUGUACUCGGACGUCGAGCACGGCUUUGCAGUCCGAGCAGACGUUUCGAAGAAGCCGAACAAGUUUGCGAAGGAGGCUGCUUUCCUGCAAGCUGUCGCUUGGUUCGAUGAGUUCCUCAAGGGCGAGCGAAGCUGGGCUGCGUAA
This is a messenger RNA of Zymoseptoria tritici IPO323, 804 nucleotides long. RefSeq lists its product as uncharacterized. The record is from RefSeq and is a predicted model, not a curated record. NCBI's taxonomy places the organism in Eukaryota, Fungi, Ascomycota, Dothideomycetes, Mycosphaerellales, Mycosphaerellaceae. The transcript has 4 exons. Gene Ontology annotation, molecular function: hydrolase activity. Bases 28 to 804 code for a protein of 258 amino acids.